AUGCCAACGGGAGGCCACACCCGCCGGGCGGAACACACCGAUGGGAAGCUGGACCCAGUCAUUGGUAGAGAUGGGGAAAUCCAACGAACAAUACAAAUCCUUUCAAGGAGAACGAAGAAUAACCCUGUCCUAAUUGGUUCCGCCGGUACCGGCAAGACAGCUAUCCUCGAAGGCCUUGCGCAGAGGAUUGUCAGAGGCGACGUGCCAGAAAGCGUUAAGGAUAAGCGUGUGAUUGCUCUGGAUUUAGGUCAACUUAUUGCAGGCGCAAAAUUCAGAGGUGAUUUUGAAGAGCGAUUGAAAAAAGUUUUGAAGGAGGUGGAGGAUGCUCAUGGCGGAGUUAUCCUUUUCGUGGAUGAGCUGCACACACUGCUCGGGCUUGGAAAGGCUGAGGGAAGUAUUGAUGCAAGCAAUCUUCUAAAGCCGGCUUUAUCGCGAGGUGAGCUGCAAUGCUGCGGUGCUACGACAUUGAACGAGUAUCGGCAGAUCGAAAAAGAUGUUGCUUUAGCGCGACGGUUCCAACCGAUUCUCGUUGAAGAGCCAUCAGUACCCGACACCAUAUCGAUAUUGAGAGGCAUUUAA
This is a messenger RNA of Histoplasma mississippiense, 579 nucleotides long. RefSeq lists its product as hypothetical. The transcript has 2 exons. The coding region runs from base 1 to 579 and encodes 192 amino acids. NCBI's taxonomy places the organism in Eukaryota, Fungi, Ascomycota, Eurotiomycetes, Onygenales, Ajellomycetaceae. Gene Ontology annotation, cellular component: cytoplasm; mitochondrial matrix. The record is from RefSeq and is a predicted model, not a curated record. Gene Ontology annotation, biological process: cellular response to heat. Gene Ontology annotation, molecular function: ATP binding; ATP hydrolysis activity.